AUGUUCUUGAUGACUAACUCUAUGGGUGUUUUGCAGGCCACCUCCGUCCGCUCCAUCCGCGCUCUCGUGCCCCUUUUGGACCGCGUCCUUGUCCAGCGUGUCAAGGCCGAGACCAAGACCGCCAGCGGCAUCUUCCUCCCCGAGUCCAGCGUCAAGGAGCUCAACGAGGCCAAGGUCCUCGCCGUUGGCCCCGGUGCUCUUGACCGCGAUGGCAAGCGGUUACCCAUGGGCGUCAACUCUGGCGACCGCGUCCUGAUCCCCAGCUGCAAAGCAAACCUGUAA
Molecule: messenger RNA, 282 nt
Organism: Colletotrichum spaethianum
Lineage: Eukaryota; Fungi; Ascomycota; Sordariomycetes; Glomerellales; Glomerellaceae
Product: heat shock protein, mitochondrial
Exons: 2
Coding region: 1-282 (93 amino acids)
Cellular component (GO): mitochondrial matrix
Molecular function (GO): metal ion binding; protein-folding chaperone binding; protein folding chaperone
Source: RefSeq, a predicted model, not a curated record